AUGUCUUUGAAUUUCAAUCCAAUUGAAAGAAGAGACAAGGUAAUCAAAUCAACUGAUUUUGAUGCCCUCUCUUCAAAAUUGUCCUGCUUCAAUAAAAACUACUUUUCAAAUGACCCAAACAACGACUCCUCGCUAUUCAAAUCCUAUAUAGACCAAUUGAAAAUCAACCUUCCACUACUAGCUUCAAACAACAGCUUGUUUAAAAGUUUUGGCAACUCAAAAUUCUCAAUUCAACGUCUCUUAAACUCAAACCUAAACGAAAAUCUAAUCAAAAACAAGUUUCCUCUAAUCAAUCGAGGCACCUACAUUCGAACAAAAUUGCUAGACAUUCUCAUUCAAAAUUUCCUCAUCUCAAACAACUACGAAAACUGCCAAAUCAUUUCCCUAGGUGCUGGCUCAGAUUUGAGAUUUCUAAACCUAAUCAAAAACUUCUCUUCCUCCUCUCCACAUAAAAUUAUCCACAAUUUCAAAUACAUUGAAUUGGAAUUCAAAGAGUCAACCUUUAUCAAAUCUUUCAUAUACCUAUCAAACCCAACUUUUAGAGACCUAAUCUUCAACUCUUCCAACUUCGAUUCAUCCCUCCAAUAUAAUACCAACUAUAAUAUCAACAAUAUCAAUCUAUCAACAUUCAAUAUAGACACAAUCCAAACAAACAACUAUCUACUAUACCCAAUCGAUCUAAGAGAUAAAAAUCAAUUCACCCAAUUCAUACAAUACUUGAAAAACUCAACAACUAUCAAAAUCAACUUCAAUCACCCAACUUUAAUAUUUAGUGAACUAUCAACCUGCUACAUGUCCUCAACUGAUUCAAAUGUCUUACUCCAAUCUUUCCAAUCCGCUUUUCCCAACGGCAUCAUAUCACUAUAUGAACCAAUCUCUCUAAAUGACAGAUUCGGUGAAAUGAUGUCCAAUAAUCUACUUAAGAGAAAAAUAUUCAUCUCCACUCUAAACGACUACCCAACUCUACUGUCUCAAAUCGAUAGAUUUCAAUCUCAAAUUACCCACUUCAAUAAAAUUUUAUCUUCGGACAUGCUAUUUAUCUACAACAACUGGCUAACUUCAAAUGAAAAACUAAGAUUAUCAAGAUUGGAAUUUUUAGAUGAACUAGAAGAAUGGAACUUGCUAGCAAGCCAUUACUGUCUAAUUGUCGGUACAUAUGGCCAUUCCUCUCUAAUUAACACAGAUUUCAUAAAUCAAAUUCAAUCUCUAAAAUGGCAAAUUAUUCAUUAA
Molecule: messenger RNA, 1230 nt
Organism: Ascoidea rubescens DSM 1968
Lineage: Eukaryota; Fungi; Ascomycota; Saccharomycetes; Ascoideales; Ascoideaceae
Gene: PPM1
Product: leucine carboxy methyltransferase
Exons: 1
Coding region: 1-1230 (409 amino acids)
Biological process (GO): C-terminal protein methylation
Molecular function (GO): protein C-terminal leucine carboxyl O-methyltransferase activity
Source: RefSeq, a predicted model, not a curated record